AGGAUGUUUGUUCUCAUCUGGGCGACGCUGCUUUUCUCUGUGAGAGUCAGCGAUGCUGAGACAGGUUCUUCAGUGUGGGGGAAAAGAAGUUGUCCGUUGAGGGGUUACUGUAACACUCUAGUUGAAGGAGAAAUAUCAGCGGAGGCUGGACUCUGUGUCGUGAUACCAUGCUCCUUCACUGUUCCUGAUCGUAUCCAAAUCUCACAUAUAGUUUGGUUCAAAUGUGAAUCGACUAAAUGGAGAUGUGAUCAUGGAGACAUGAUUUUCAACAGUGACACCUCCAGCGAUCAGGUUCAGUCGGAGUUUAAAGGACGAGUGUCACUGCUGGAGUCUGAUGUGAACCAGAAAAACUGCAGCAUCAUCAUCAAUGACCUGAAGGAGUCGGACUCUGGAGAAUAUCAACUCAGAGUUAUAGCUUUACAGAUGGAAGAUGCAUUAACAUUCUCCCAAAAAGCAACUGUCGCUGUUAAAGGUCUGAGUCAGAGGCCCACAGUGAUGAUUCCCCCUCUGACAGAAGGACAGCAGACCACACUGACCUGCACUGCUCCUGGUCUCUGCUCUGGCUCUGAACCUACAUUCACCUGGAGGUGGCGAGGAAGAGGAGAGAGCGACACUGACCUCACAGGAAACAUCACGGCCAUCGAAACUGAGAAUGUGACUGAGUUUGCCAAGAGAAGCAGCUCGACUCUGUCCUUUUCCCCUUCAGCUGAACAUCACGGCACCAACAUCACCUGCAUGGUCCUCUUCAAAGGAAACGUGAGAUCAGAGGAGACGGCGACUCUGAGUGUGACCUAUGUGAAGGAAGUCAGAAUAACCCAGAAUGCAAGUGUUAGUGAGGGCGAGACUCUGAAUCUGACGUGUGAGGUUGACAGUUUCCCUCCAUCACUGAUCACGUGGACUAAAGUUUCUGAUCAAAGCAGCAGAAAUGGAACAGGAACAACUCUGCAGAACAACACAUUCAGUGUCUCAGCUCAGCUCACAGAAGAAAGAGGAACUGCCACUCUCUCUCUCUUUAAUGUCACAGCAGGGGAUGCUGGACAGUACGUUUGCACAGUGACACACAUGAACAGAACCUGGAAGGAAAAUGUCAACGUAACAGUAAUCUACAUGGGAGAUCCAGUGAUCACUGGAGUCUUGGUAGUAAAGGUGGGAGAUGUUCUGAAUCUGACUUGCAGGGGCAACAGUUUCCCUCCAUCUCAUGUAGCGUGGACUGAAUUUGACUCCAGCACAAACCCGCCCAAAGGAACCGACCUGAAGAACGACUCUGGCUCGUCCACACUCAUCAUCCCUAAUGUGACUGCAGAACAUUCAGGACAUUACAUCUGCACAGCAAAACAUGGAGACAGGACCGCGACUAGAACUGCUGACGUAGUGGUGACUUGGGGUCCCAAGAUCUUAACCAGCUCUGAAUGUGUGGUCCAGUCGGGGGUCCUGACCUGUGUGUGCAUCAGUGAGGGGUUUCCUCUACCCGCUAUCAGAUGGCCGCUGCUGGAGGACAAACUCAUUUUUAUUCAAAUUGUUAAAUAA
Limanda limanda (common dab) is the source of this 1527-nucleotide messenger RNA. RefSeq names its product sialic acid-binding Ig-like lectin 14. The record is from RefSeq and is a predicted model, not a curated record. Lineage: Eukaryota; Metazoa; Chordata; Actinopteri; Pleuronectiformes; Pleuronectidae. The transcript is spliced from 6 exons. Bases 4 to 1527 code for a protein of 507 amino acids.